GGAACGCAAGCACCGAACUAUAUACAGGCUAAACUUGAAAGACUUACCUGAAAUCCACUGACGUACUACUGAAACACCUGUACAGAUAUUACAACGAAUUACGUCAUGAUGCUCCGCCUUAUCUUAGUAACCUGUAUGACGUCAUCAGUUCUCUCACACCCUCUCCACCAGCUAUUCAGGAGAAGUCUCGUGAAGCGAUAUGGAAAUGAGGACUACGAAUAUUUGGUGAACUUGUUAGCAAACCGAAUGGUGAACAAUUAUGGGGGCGAUCCAUUAACGGAACAGGAAAUAGAGACCCAACUAUUAGCACACGGCCUGAACGAAGAUACCGCCAAACAUCUCUCUGAAAGCUUCGUUUGGUGUUGUGACGACGACUCGGACAAUCUGCUGAAUCGUCAAGAACUUCGUCGAGCCAUGCACGAAUUCAGCCCCUUUAUCUAUCCUUGAUGUAGCUGGAGAGAGUUUUCCCGGAAUUUCUCAACAUUCCAUUCGACAAUGCCUUUGUCCUGCGCAUGGGCACACACAAAGCUUGGAGCACAUGUCCAUAUUUUGUUCCCGUUGUACUUCAUGUCGCCAUGCACAUAAGAAUGCAGCUUUCGUCAACGGACUCAUUGUUUCUGGGCAUUGUUUUUCCGUCCAAAUGAUCUUCACUAGUGGGGAUCACGUGAUCACGGAGAAUAGCAUGUCUUGCUCAUUAGAUAAAAUGUGACAUUGUGACGUUUGCAUAACUUGCUUAGCUGUCUGUUUUGACAAACCCCGAGGAUUGAUAUAUCCUUAGAACUGUCGGAAUAUGUGGUGAUUGUCCGAUUUUAUAACACGGGUGCUAGCCUCACUUUAAUAAUUAAUAUCGCUAAUACUUUCCCGCCAAUUUCCGUCGUAUUCCAGAAAAGAAUCUAAUGAUUACCUUUUCUAAAGUGAGUACUGCUGUUGCAAGAUAAUAAAUUGUAACAGAAGGAGAAAUUAAGUGCAUAUAUCACAAAAAAGAUCCUACCCUUUGUCGAUAAUUGGUUCCUACAAUACGGGUUAUUUAAAUUUGUUUGCUUAAUUUAUUCUUUUUAUAUUGCAAAGGUAAGUUCAUUGAUUUGGUGUUUGUUUCUAUUGAGUUGUAAAAUUAACGACCGAAUCUGAUUGAUUCCCGAACAGCUUUUGUAGCAGACUCUCUGUUUGAUUAGCCAAAGACGCGUAUGUUCGUGUCAAUUUAAAAUUUUAACAUCAUCGCUGAAAUUCAUAUCGUUAUGAAUGACAUGAGAUCUAUGUAAGACCGAACAUUAAAAAUACAUAUAGCAUAAUAAUGUAGUUUCAUUUCAUCUGAUCAAAUCCAUAUUUCAAUAACAUUACAUCUUAUUUUAAUUUAAUGUUUUUUAACGGUAGAAGUCGUUACGUGUAUCAAAUGAAAGGUCAUCCUCCAGAGUCAACCAUUAUGAUCUUGUCAUAUCACUUUGAUAUAUAUUGUCUAUUCAAUUUAAAAUAGUUAUGUACUUUUAU
This is a messenger RNA of Ylistrum balloti, 1485 nucleotides long. RefSeq lists its product as uncharacterized. The record is from RefSeq and is a predicted model, not a curated record. The transcript has 4 exons. Lineage: Eukaryota; Metazoa; Mollusca; Bivalvia; Pectinida; Pectinidae. The coding region runs from base 106 to 447 and encodes 113 amino acids.